Messenger RNA from Danio aesculapii, 804 nucleotides. RefSeq lists its product as uncharacterized. The record is from RefSeq and is a predicted model, not a curated record. Bases 10 to 804 code for a protein of 264 amino acids. The transcript is spliced from 3 exons. Lineage: Eukaryota; Metazoa; Chordata; Actinopteri; Cypriniformes; Danionidae.
UGAGUUGACAUGAAGAGCAUAACCCCAGUGAAGAUGCUUUCUGCAUGUGCUCUGCUCCUGCUGGCGUUCAGUGUGACCGACGGACUCAUCAUGACUAAAUGUGAGCUGAAGGCCAAACUGGACGCCGCUCAGUUCCAGCAGAUCAUAGCCAAUGGAGAGAAGAUCCCCGUCAACAAUCUCAUCGCCAGACUGGUCUGCAUGGCCAACAGCACAGCCUUCAACACCAGCUCCGUCAAAGUGAUCGCGCUCAACAAUAAACAGAAGAGAUCAGCUCCAAACCCGGCAAAACCUCCAGCUCAAGACCCAGCACACGCUGUAGCUCACAAUACAUCUAAAGAUCCACCACACAAUGCAUCAAAAGCUCCACCUCAUGCAGCACCAUCCAAAGCUCCAGCCCACCUUGCAUCUAAAGCUCCAGCUCAUGCAUCUAAAGAUCCACAUCACAAUGCAUCUAAAGCUCCACCACCAUCUAAAGCUCCACCUCGUGCACCAGCAUCUAAAGCUCCACCUCAGGCUGCACAUAAAGCUGUAAUUCACGAUGCAUCUAAAGCUCCACCAUCCCGAGUUCCACCUCAGGUUCCAACAGGACGAACCCCAGAAGGCCCCACCAAAGCUCCCCAUAGCUCUGGCAAUGAGACACAGCAUCCACAGCCCAAAGCUAUGGAGAGACUGUAUGGAGUGUUUCAGCUCAGUGAUCAGCUGGCCUGCGUCUCCGGCAUGGCGCCAUCACUCAACAUCUGCAACAUGAACUGCAAUGAAAGGUCUGCAAUUGGCUCCAACGCUCUGGUGCUGUUCAUCGAUUAG